Molecule: messenger RNA, 1402 nt
Organism: Anolis carolinensis (green anole)
Lineage: Eukaryota; Metazoa; Chordata; Lepidosauria; Squamata; Anolidae
Product: actin-related protein T2
Exons: 1
Coding region: 148-1290 (380 amino acids)
Source: RefSeq, a predicted model, not a curated record
AUGAGUUUCUGGGUGCCUCAGGUGAGAGGCUGAUACCAUUCGUGUUGCAGGACCAGGUUGAGGAUGAAAGUAAGAUGUCGGAAGACAUGCUCUUGAAUUUUCAAGACUCUCGUUUCGGUUCCGUGCUGUUUUCGGUGGUGGUUUGAAAUGGUUCACCAACGGGACGGAUUCAAGACCAGGGUCUUCAGCGUGCCGGCGGUCAUCAUCGACAACGGCUCCGGGCUGUGCAAGGCCGGGGUCUCGGGAGAGGUCGGUCCGCGGCACGUCAUCGCCUCCAUCGUCGGCUGCCCCAAGAGCAAGUUGUCGCUUUCCCGAGCCAGAGAGAGAGAAUGUUACGUCGGGAACGAGGCUCAAGACCGGCGAGAGACUCUCUCGUUGCGAUACCCCAUCGAGAACGGCAUCAUUAUGUCGUGGGACGAUAUGGAGCAGGUCUGGAAGCACAUCUACGACAAAGGUUUAGGAAUCAAAGCCUUCGAGAGGCCGGUGUUGAUGACUGAGUCUCCGCUGAACCCAAAGGAGGAUAGAGCCAAAAUUACUCAAGUGAUGUUCGAACACUUCAAAGUCCCGGCUUUUUACCUCUCUAUCGCGGCCAUAUUGUCUCUCUACGCGUCCGCACGUUACACCGGGAUCGUCAUGGACAGCGGCUUUGGGGCAACUCACGUGGUACCCGUCUACGAGGGAUAUUGUUUACCCCACGCUGUCACCAGGCUAGACAUCGGUGGUCGGGAUAUCACCGAAUUCCUCCGAAACCUGCUUCUCGACAAGAGACACUACUUCAGGAUUUUCCCAGAAGGCCACAACAUUGUGGAAGACAUCAAAGUGAAGUUGUGUUUCGUGGCUCCGGAUGCAUUCGGACGUUCGGAGGCCUCCGUCAAGGAGUACCAGCUCCCGGACGGGAACCGGAUCAAAAUCGACGAGCCGCUCUUCCUCGCGCCGGAGAUCCUUUUCACGCCCAGCAACGUCAACCGAGGCGGGUACGGGAUCCACAAAAUGAUCGCCAAGAGCAUCAAGAAGUGCGACCCCAGCGUCCGAAACGCGCUCUACGGGAACGUCUUGCUCGCCGGAGGCUCCUCGCUGUUUCCCGGGUUGGACGAGAGGGUCUUCAAAGGGCUCGAGACGCAAGUGCCCCAAGGCGUCCCCAUCAAGGUCAUCGCCCCACCGGAUCGGUGGUUCUCCACGUGGAUCGGGGCCUCCAUCGUGACGUCGCUGAGCACCUUUAAGCAGAUGUGGGUCACCGCCGCCGACUACAGAGAAUUCGGGCCCAACAUCGUGCACAGGCGGUGCUUUUGAAGAGGAUUCGGGGACAGGAGAAGAAUUGACGAGAAGUAAGAGCUUAGAGGUAGUUCGAAAAUGAUACGUUUGCCUCUUUGAAAGGGUGAAAUAAAAAUGCUUUUACGUGGGA